UUGCAAUAUUUUUGAUGUUUUUGACAUGUUGACUUUUGAACUCAAAGUACAAUUAUUAAUAGUUUAAUAAAAACUUGGUGUACUUGAUAUUUACCAUACAUACAUUUAGGGAAUUUAUAAAACUUCUGAGUUUUGUCUGAUCAUUACAAAUUAAAGUAGACCGAUUGAACAGUUUGUGUUGUGUUUUCAGGAAGAAAUUAAUUAUGGCUGCUAUAACCAAAACACGCAACUUUAAGAUAUUUCGUGGUUUAUCGUAUAACUACACUCCAUGCGUAAUUUCUAGUAGGAACCUAAAUCUUCAAGAAUACCACAGUAAGGAUUUGUUGCGGAAGCACCAAGUGUCAAUUCAGAACUUUCGUCUCCUCGACUCAAACUUGAAUCCAAACUCAUUAUCCGACUUUAAGGCUGAUGAAUAUGUAGUAAAAGCUCAAAUUUUAGCGGGUGGAAGGGGUAAAGGGCAUUUCAAUAAUGGUUUCAAAGGUGGGGUGCAUUUAACUAAAAAUCCAAAUGAGAUACUCAGCUUAGCUAAAAAUAUGAUUGGACAUAAGUUGAUAACAAAACAAACUCCAAAAGAAGGAAUACUUGUAGACAAGGUAAUGGUAGCGGAGAGUGUCAACAUCGUACGGGAGACGUACUUAAGUAUUAUAAUGGAGAGAACCUAUAAUGGUGCUGCGUUGGUCGCCUCUCCUGCUGGCGGCAUGGAUAUUGAAGCAGUUGCUGAGAAAACGCCACAUCUUCUCAAAACAGUCCCCAUUGACAUCCAUGAAGGCAUUACAGAUAAGAUGGCUAAGGAAGUUGCUGAAUUUUUAGAAUUCAAAGGCCCUUUGGUUAACAAAUGUGCUGAAGAAAUAAAAAAGCUAUGGCAACUGUUUCUAAAGGUUGAUGCAACUCAACUGGAAAUCAACCCAUUGGUGGAGACUGAUGAUGGCAGAGUUGUAGCAGUGGAUGCAAAAAUUAACUUUGAUGAUAACGCACAGUUCCGACAAAAAGAUAUAUUUGCCCUUGAUGAUACCUCUGGGAUUGAUCCUAGAGAGAAAGAAGCUGCUGAGCUCAACCUAACCUACAUAGACAUGGAUGGCAGUAUUGGAUGCAUGGUGAAUGGGGCUGGUUUAGCCAUGGCCACCAUGGACCUCAUCAUGUUAAGCGGAGGCAGACCAGCUAACUUCCUUGACCUUGGAGGAGGAGUCGGCCAAUCUCAAGUUUCUGCAGCUUUGAGAAUAUUGGAAUCUGAUCCUAAAGUGAAGGCUAUAUUUGUAAACGUUUUUGCUGGUAUCGUCAAUUGCGCGACAGUAGCCAAGGGAAUUGUGGCAGCUUGUAAGGAAACUCCUCCCAAACAUCCACUUGUGAUCAGGUUAGCAGGCACAAAUGCGGCACAAGCUAAAACGAUACUCGAGGAGUCUGGACUUCCCUUUAAGAUCAUUAAUGAUGCUGACGAGGCAGCAAAAACUGCUGUUGCGCUUGCACAGUAAUAAAGACGUAGCUAAAAUCAUUUUUAGGUUGAAUACAGACGAUCGCCUUUUCUCUGAAACAUAUUUUUAUGCAACAUAUUUAGACGGUUAGCAGCGUGUCCUGUUUUUAUGCUGACUCAUAGAGGCGUGUCCAAAAUCGGAGGAUUGCAUUUCGAAAUUCACAGGAUCAUUUUUUGUGAAUCAUUAAAAUAGUAAACAAUUGUUGUCCACUUUCAUUUUUCACAUAAAUAUUUGGUGGGCUAUUGUCGGUCGUCUGUGAGAGUCUAAUACGUUUUUACAUUUUGUUAUUAGAUAUUUAAAUUUAUAUAUAAAUAUAAUAGAAAUAUGCAUAUUGAAACAUGACAAUAUUAUGAAAACUAAAUU
Molecule: messenger RNA, 1832 nt
Organism: Maniola jurtina (meadow brown)
Lineage: Eukaryota; Metazoa; Arthropoda; Insecta; Lepidoptera; Nymphalidae
Gene: ScsbetaG
Product: succinate--CoA ligase [GDP-forming] subunit beta, mitochondrial
Exons: 4
Coding region: 204-1469 (421 amino acids)
Biological process (GO): tricarboxylic acid cycle; succinyl-CoA metabolic process
Cellular component (GO): succinate-CoA ligase complex; mitochondrion
Molecular function (GO): ATP binding; succinate-CoA ligase (GDP-forming) activity
Source: RefSeq, a predicted model, not a curated record